This is a messenger RNA of Yamadazyma jaroonii, 1449 nucleotides long. The record is from the annotation of a GenBank genome assembly. Lineage: Eukaryota; Fungi; Ascomycota; Pichiomycetes; Serinales; Debaryomycetaceae.
AUGACUCAAACCGGGAACGCCGCUCCGGGUAUCUACGAAAGUCCACACCCUCCUAUUUCCACUUUCUUACCAUCUCAACAAUCCUCCUACCAGCUCUCCAACUACUUACCUCUUCACUCACACACUCCACCAUCCAAUCUCAACUCGACCCUACCACCAUGUCAUCUCGGAUAUUUUAACCUAAAAUGGACUAUGCGAUACCCCAGAAUCAGCGGAAAAAUCCAGUCUCGAUUUAUGCUCAAAUUAUUGACCAACUUUAGAGGACCAAAAUUUAACAGAACUAAUAUAUUGAAAAUGUCAAGCGUACCAUAUAAACAACCUGAACACAAAUUGACCAUGAUUCCAGGUCCAAUUGAAUUUUCUGAUGAAGUUUUAUAUGCUAUGGCAACUCCAAGUCAAGCUCAUACCUCACCCGAAUUCAUCAAAACCUUCCAAUCAGCUUUAGUCAAUUUAAGAAAAUUAUUUAAAUCAACUGAUGCUAAAGCUCAACCUUUUGUGUUAUCAGGAUCAGGAACUUUAGGUUGGGAUAUCUUUGCCACUAAUUUUGUCAAUGCUGGUGAUAAAGUUUUAGUUUUAUCAACAGGAUUCUUUUCUGAUUCAUUUGCUGAAUGUAUGAAAGUUUAUGAUCUUGAUGUUGAUGUUGAAACUGCUGAUAUUGGAGAUGUUGUUUCAUUAUCAAAGAUUGAAGAAAAAUUGAAAUCUGGUAGUUAUAAAGCUAUUACUAUUACUCACGUUGAUACUUCAACAUCUGUUGUUAGUGAUGUUAAAGCUAUUAGUGAAUUAGUUAAGAAAGUAUCACCAGAAACUUUAAUUAUUGUUGAUGGAGUUUGUUCUAUUGGUGUUGAAGAUUUAGAAUUCGAUAAAUGGGGGGUUGAUUAUGCUUUAACUGCUUCUCAAAAAGCUAUUGGAGUCCCUGCUGGAUUAUCGAUCUCAUUUGCCAGUGCCAGAGCUAUGGAUAUUGCUUUAAAUAGAUCUAAAGAUACUUCAUUCUUUGCUUCAGUUAAAAGAUGGACCCCAAUCAUGAAAGCUUAUGAAUCAGGUUCAGGUGCUUAUUUUGCUACUCCUGCUGUUCAAACCGUUACCGCAUUGAAAGUUGCUUUAGACCAAAUUUUAUCUGAACCUUUGGAUCAAAGAUUUGCUAAACAUGCUGAAUCAAGUGAUAAAUUCAAAGGGGACUUAGAAAAGAUUGGUUUGAAAAUUUUACCUGUUAAUAAACAAGUUGCUGCUCAUGGUUUAACUGCUGUUUAUUUCCCAGAAUCUAUUAAUGGUCCUGAUUUGUUAGGUAAAUUAGCUACCAAAGGAUUCACUGUUGCUGGAGGUAUUCAUAAAGCUUUACCAGGUAAAUAUUUCAGAGUUGGUCAUAUGUCUCAUUCAGUAUAUGAAGGUCAUUUAGAUCUUUUAUUCCCAGCUAUUAAAGAAUCAUUAUUAGAAUUAGGAUAUAGUUCUUGA